Molecule: messenger RNA, 4864 nt
Organism: Sceloporus undulatus (fence lizard)
Lineage: Eukaryota; Metazoa; Chordata; Lepidosauria; Squamata; Phrynosomatidae
Gene: IL31RA
Product: interleukin 31 receptor A
Exons: 16
Coding region: 376-2649 (757 amino acids)
Biological process (GO): cytokine-mediated signaling pathway
Cellular component (GO): signaling receptor complex; external side of plasma membrane; membrane
Molecular function (GO): cytokine binding; cytokine receptor activity
Source: RefSeq, a predicted model, not a curated record
ACCCCAACGUAUAACAAGGGUCCACUGUACAACGUUUUCCACACAGCCAGCCUCAAAGGUGCUACAAGAUCCCUUUAAAUGGUGUUAACGGAUGUCCAAGUCACCUUGGGAGAAGCUUCUCAAAUUUGGACAUUUUCUGAGGGUUGGGGAAGCCUUAUAGAAGAAGAUGAAUAUUCAUUUCAGAUUCCCCCUCCCAAUCCUUUAUUGGACCUCAGUUUCCUGGGAUUUCUUCUGAAAAUGCUGCAGUUCAAGAAGCUUUCAAUAUUUCUUUAUUGUGUCUGGCAUAAAUGGUGCCAUCUGCAUAUCUGUGUCUGGAAAUUAAGGAUUUAAGAAGCAUUUAAGGACAUUUUUGACAGCAUCUCUAGUCUUUCCAAAAUGAUAUUAAAUGAAAUGUUCUGUGCUUUCCUAUGGAUUUUGACAGUAGUUUGGAGAGUCUGUUUAGCAGAAGGGGAUACCCUUGUCUCUUUAACCUUUUAUGAAUCGAUCUGUAUGGAAGACGGACAACAAGACAAGAACAAUGCAGUUAACAAUUACAAAAAUUCUGAACGGUCACAGAAUCCUGGAAAUAUUAGCUGUGUUUUUUACUACUCUGAGUCUAUUAAUUACACACUUACUUGUCACUGGAUUCCCAAAAAAGAAAAACACAUGGAAACAACCUACAUGCUCACAAGAAGAGAUUCUCGUGGUACAAAUAAGAGUUCCUGUUUCAGCAAAAAUGGUUCAUGUUCAUUGUAUGGUGUUCCGUAUGCUGCUUCUUCUUGUGUUGAGCUAAAGGCAGAAAAUGAGAAGGAAGUGAAGAACCGUGUACUCAUUAAGCCUGAAGAGAUAUUGAAACCUGAUCCUCCUCAGAUAACUGAAGUAAAACCAAUUGCAGGGAUGAAACAAAUGCUAAGAGUUUCCUGGAAAAGACCUCGCAAGAUACCAAAAGGAUCUUAUCUAAAGUGCCAGAUUCACUACACAGCAGCAACAAAAAAUCACACAGAAGAUGUAUUUAUAAGUGACAGAGAAGAAUAUAAUCUCACAAACCUGUGGGAUUUUACAUACUAUACUGUUGUUCUUCGGUGUACUCUUAAUGAGUCGAAGGUUUGGAGUGAAUGGAGUAUAGAGAAAAUGGGAAGAACAGAAGAACAAGCUCCUUUGAGGGUAGACUUGUGGAGAGUAAUCGAAUUUGAUCAGCACACUGAAAACCGAGUUGUACACCUUUUAUGGGAGGAAUGUAAAAUAUUCCCAUGUUCAGGACUAGUGAAUGGAUAUAGAAUAAAAUAUUUUACCAAAAGCAGUGAUUCUUUAAAAUAUGCAAAAAACACUAGUGACAACAGUGCCACUCUCAACCUUACCAAGGAAGCCUAUAUAAUCAGUGUUACUGCUUUUAAUGAAGCUGGAGAGUCUCCUGAGGCUACUUUGAGAAUUCCACCGAUACAUGAAGAAGUAAUGGAUCAUGAAAGGAUUGUUUCCAUCAAGGCUUCUGCUUUAGAGGAGCAAAUGUUUUUGGAAUGGGAACCAUCGAAUGUAGAAAUAAACAACUAUAUUGUAGAAUGGUAUUAUGAGUCAAAUUCAAUCAAGAGAUCAUGGCAAAAGAUAAACACUACAAAAUGGACAUCACCAAAAGGAGCCUUCAUACGUUUUAAAUACUACUACAUUUCUGUAUAUCCCUUGUAUAAAGAUGAAAUAAAAACUCCAUGUUCCAUCAGAACUUACUUUCAUCAAGGAAUCCCAGCAGAAGGUCCUACAGCUGAAGAAGUAGAGGACAUUGAUAAAAACCAUGCUACCAUAAAAUGGAAGGCAAUACCAGAAGCAAAGAGAAAUGGUUUCAUCACUAACUACACUGUAUUUUAUAAAGCUGAGGAUGGAAAAGAAUUUGGAGAAACUGUGGAUUUCAGUGUUCUACAAUACCGAUUUAAGUUAUUGCAAGCUAAUACCAAGUACACAGCUCACGUUAUGGCAAGCACCAUUGCCGGCGGAAAAAACGGAACAGCAACCACAUUCAUCACCAGCAAAUUGAGUGUGGUAGAUAUUAUUCUUAUAAAUGUCGUUGUUGGAAUGUUCAUGCUGUGCCUCCUAAUUAUUGGCAUAUUGGGGGCUGUAAAAAGACAUAUCAGGUUAAAAGAUGCUCUCUGGCCUAAAAUACCUCACCCCCACAUUAUGGCAACAGUUGUUACCAUGGACCAGCAGCCAGUACCCUUGAGAAAAUCGCCUUCUGCGGAUGAAACACACAUCAUUAUUUCAGAAGUACAACCUUGUAGCAAGGAGCAAAAUGAAUUUGAGUUUACGAAUUCUGAAGACUGCCUCAAUGAGACAGAUGAUGCUACAGAAGUUAUGGUUGGCAGCAAAGACACUUUGUGGAAUGAAGAACAUGAAGCACAUCCACCAACAUUCUAUCCUGAACAUGAUUUCAGGAAUCCCACUCUUCCUGAUAUGAAAGGGAAUUGUUAUGACAACCAGGAAGUUCAAGAUCAGCCAUAUUUGAAGGAAUUCAACCCCUAUUUGAAAAACUCAGUCCCCACAAGAGAGUUCAUACUUUCUGAAAACCUAGUCCAAAAUAUAGAAGGAACUAACACUCAGCCUGUUCCCAUGACCUCUUGUCUGCCAAAUAGCACUGAGCAACCUUAUGUAGCACUAGAUACAUUUACAUUACUCCCAAAGCAUUAAUAAACUGUUUUGUUUCAAGCAGUUUCAAAAUGAAGUCUUGCACACUGUCUGUGCUACUUGUAUAUAACUGUUAGGAAAAAAAAUGACUGCCUUUUUGAAUAUUUACCUUUUGAUCUGCUCUUUGAAACUCCUGCAGUUCCUUUCUGCUUUUAAAACUACUGGGAGUGCUGGGGUGGGAGGAAGCAAAUUUAAGUAGAAAGCUAGCCAAAUACAGGUGAAUAAUGUAAUUGCAUUUUUCUUGCAGGAAAAGCUGAUUGGUACCUUAACGGACUUGUUAUUAAACAACUUUUCAUUGGCCACAGUGGGGUAGAAAUUGUGCUUUUCACGUAUUGGAUUGUAACUCCCAGCGGUCCUAGCUAGUAUAGCCAAAAAUAAGAGUCCUAUGAUUUCUAACCCUGGACUAUAGCAUAUAAUUGUAAAGUCAUUCCUCCCCUAAUUUUUUUCUUCUUCAGAUACCCCCAACUCUCUCCCCCCCCCCCCCCCACUGGCAAUUUUAGGCCCAGAAGUCUUUUAUUUCAGCAAGUGACCUAGAAUUCAGCUUCUGGUUAUUUCCUGGGUCUGAAAAUGUGGCCCAAUUACCCACCUCUUUGAGAAUUUGGAAGCAUGUAUUUUUUUUUUCAAAAAAUGGGAAGCUUUGUUAAUAUUACCUGUGAUGCAUUUCCUCCUGCCCAUGCAGCUAGGGUUGAGAGAGUCCCUGUACUUUUCUAAGCAAUGCCUCUGACAUUGCUGGCUCAACUGGCAGUUAUCCCAAGUAGUUUGUGCAGCAUAACUGUUUGGGAGUGCAGUUUUAAUCAUAACUAAAAUGACUUUUUUCCUUUGUUGCACUGAUAUUGUCUUUGCAAGUAAGUGUACACGGUCCCUCCAGUACACUAUUAUUGUAGAAGUCGGACCUGCAUCUUGGGCCCAAAACAGACGGGCCAAAUAAUGUGGUUUCCAGCUGUGUUUGGGGUGUAGUGUUAACAUGAUCCAUGUCCUGAAUGCACCCAGAAACUAUGCCAACAUUGUGCCAUCACCAAAUAACUAGGCCAAAAAGGAGUGGCAAGAACCUGCUCAUUUCUGCAGUCUGGUUCAGGACCCUGGCGGUGGCCUGGAUUGGGCACAUGCGGUUGCCGUGGCCCUGGCACAAAUGGCACUGGCAUGGUCCCGCCGUGGUCCUUUUGGACCAUCUGUUUCGGGUCUUAGUUUCACUGCCACAUCAAACCUUCUCAAAGAACCCUUUUCUUGGAAAACCAGGGACAAUCAACCACCAUUUCAAAGGAAAAAAUUGGGCACCCACAAACUCCUCUAUCCAACGUUUUGCCUGGCAGAAUCACUCAUAGCCUACUAUAUGAACAGGAGUUCUAAUGUAGUAGCUGCAGAUAUGCAACUGAGAUUUUCUUUUAAUUCCCCCUCCCUCCAAAAACCUUUUACUUAGUUUUCUGACUAUUGUUCUUUGUGUCAUCCAAAUAGGACAUGGUACAGUUGGCUCUUCAUAUCUUUUUUUUUGGGAGGGGGGGGGGCAAAAUCUGCAGGGACCUCAGGUUAUGUUGUUUCCAACGGCAGUGCAAAUUAUGGUUUAUUGUGGUACCAGAGCUCUCUGACAGAGAAGGCUAAAUGUCUCACAGAACUACAGUUCUCAAGAUUUCCUAGCAUUGAGCCAGGGCAGUUAAAGCGGUCCCAAACUGGAUUAUUUUUGCAGUGUGUUUUGUACUCAAGCAUGCGUGGUGGGUGUCAAUAUAUUUUCUACUCUUAAGAGAAGCCACAUCAUAUUUUUUAACCCAUUGUUCAAACAUAUUUGAAAUUCAUAAAAGUGUUAAUGUUUUUACUUGGAUUAAAUUAAGCAAUCUCAUUUAGACCAAAGACAGCCAUCCUUUUAUGAUUCUCUAAAUAAACAUGUUUAUAAUCAGGCUGUAUAAAAUAUAAGGAUUAAGGAAACCUUUCACCUUCUAGUUGUUAGACUAUAACUUCCACAAUCCUGUGACUAUCUGUUUCUAUUCUAUUCUAAUUUAAACUAUGGUUGGCUUGAAGUCAUUCAUUGCUCCAAUAUGAACUACUCUGAAAUGUAAAAUAUUCAAAAUGACCCAUGAAUAUAAUUUUGUUACAGUAUCUAGGUAAUUUUCUUUUUAAAAUUGAAAACCUAUUUUUGGCUCCAUACAGACAGGCCCAAAUAAAGCUGCUUCAGGUCACUUUGGAGGUAUACUCUUUCAAUGAUGCAUGCGUCCUAAGAGUCCGGAAG